This is a messenger RNA of Nanorana parkeri, 777 nucleotides long. It is a transcript of the gene CCDC127, whose product is annotated as coiled-coil domain containing 127. The record is from RefSeq and is a predicted model, not a curated record. The annotation marks the transcript as partial. NCBI's taxonomy places the organism in Eukaryota, Metazoa, Chordata, Amphibia, Anura, Dicroglossidae. The transcript is spliced from 3 exons.
AUGGCACAAAACCAUCUCUUGGCCCUUGAAAACUUCCAAAUGUUUGAAUCACUAUACUCUAAAAGGUUAGCCAAGAUCUUCGCUUCGUCUUCUCCACAAUGCUGGCGAUGGAUCUGGUCAAAGGAGUCUGAUAAACAAAUUGGAAAAGCCAAAGUAGAGUAUCAGCAGAAAGUGAAGGAUGUCCAGAAAGACCUGGAAAGUAAAUAUAAAGACAUUAUUGUUGAAAACCGACGUACAGUGGCUCAUUUGCAAAUUGAGCUUGAAAAAGAAAAGAAUCGGACACUGAGUUACCGUAAAGCUCUCAUUUCUCAAAGUCAGAAACUAGUUGAAGAGAGGAAGCUCUUGGAACAUGAGCAAGACAAGUUAAAAGAAGAAGUAAAGUCAGCCCAAAAGAGUGGAGCAGCAGGAGCUUUGUACGCAAGCUACCUUGAAAAAGAAAAUAAGUGGCAGACAAAAGCAAAAUGCUUACUCAAUGAAUUUGAAGAAGCCCUCAAAGAAAGACAGGACAUUUACUGUAGCUUUGUAGCACCUAGGAAAAAGAGAAUAGACAUAGAAAAAACCCUGCUUGUUAAAGCUGCAACUAAUCCAGUAGCAGUCGAAUUAGGAAUGUCAGAAGGCUUGGUAGACAUUUUUAAGCAUGACACCCAUUGUGCUGUAUUGUUGAACAUCAAUAAGCAAGAGAAUGGUAGACUAAUGUGGUUGUAUUUAAAAUACUGGGAAUUGCUAGUAGACUUUAAAAAAUUUAAGAGAGCUGAAGAAGCCGUUGUGGGCGUAACG